This is a messenger RNA of Asterias rubens (European starfish), 2667 nucleotides long. RefSeq lists its product as uncharacterized. Bases 105 to 2360 code for a protein of 751 amino acids. The transcript has 7 exons. The record is from RefSeq and is a predicted model, not a curated record. Lineage: Eukaryota; Metazoa; Echinodermata; Asteroidea; Forcipulatida; Asteriidae.
CAUGAAUGGAGACGGACUGUUGAAGCAUGGAGUGAGGGGAGAUUGUGCUAAAAAUCCUAACUGAAAUAAACGAUUUUCAAGUUUCAACGUGGCGUGUUGCAGACAUGGAACAUCUCAGACCUGCCGAUCAUGUAGCAUCAGCUCCUGUAGAUUCUCAGCAACCAGGAUGCUCAUCAUACCCAACUUCUGUUCCUGGGCAGUGUACUUAUGUUAUACGUGAGAAGGUUGCGGAACAGACUGGGCAUGAUGCUGUAGACGAGAUUGAAGUUGUUAUAACACCCCGCGAUGCACAGCCCCGUCCUUCAGCAUUAGAACUUCUAGACGAACCUGGAUUCAGUAGAGCUAUUGGACCAUACUGCACCCAAGCUGGAAUAACUCAAGAUCAUUUCACCCAAGAUGACACAGUUAACUUGCCUGUUCAAGCUUCAUUAAAGAAGGGUCUUGUACUUGAACUUAACGGUUACUUGACCAAGAAUCUCAAGUACACACGACGACAAAUAGUAGAUGUAUUGGCAAUGCUGGCAGGUUCGGCUGAUGGUCAACACUUUGAUGGAUUGGAUGACAACUUAAGUGCUCCAACUUUAGAAAGGCGUAAGUGGAAGUUUAAUCUUUCACCCGAGGAGCAGGGAAUGAUCUGGGUGUACAAGGGCCGUCACAACAACUCUCUCAAGGGUCACAUCAACAUCUUUGCCAAGAAGGUGUCCGAGGUCAACCCUUACUGCGUCUUGGUCUUCAAAUUCAACCGGGUGAAGAAGUUCGGAAGCCGCAAAAGGAGAGCUCCCUUUUUCCACGGAAAGGCAGUCUGUAAAUUUGACGGGUGCACGGAGUACGACUUUGUCAUCAAGAAGGCCCAAGUGGCAGGUAAAGAUCUCAAGGUCAAGGUUAGAAUUACUGGAGACAUUAUUCAUGGAAGGGAUUUCCAGCUCCUGCGUCUUGUCAUCGGCGACUCGCACAGAAAUAAUAAGUCUAAGAAAGCAAAACUAAGCCUAAAACAGUUGGUUGCGGAGAGCAGUAGUCAUGUUGAGAAACAGAACGGCUUUCCAAGCCCAUCGUCGUCGGCAAACCAGGCAACUUUCAAUACUUGGGACAACAUUAAAGAGCUACUGAAGGUGAGAGACAAAACCGAAGAGAUGGGAAGCAUUGGAUAUGUCCAGGGUCUGUCCAUGAUCCCCAUUGUUGGGAUCAUCGUCUUCACUGAUGCACAAUUGAAGAUCUUGAUUGAAAAGAUUAAAGAUGAGUUAGUGACACUUCAUCUUGGCGAGACGGUAUUGCAAGUCAAAGACUCUUCCAAUCAAACCUUCAGAAUGCAGUACUGGGCUCUAGUUGUUAGCGGACACGGCAACGAUCCACCACUUCCGUUGGCCGAGUAUAUAUCGCAUACGCAUUCGUAUCCAGAGUUUAUGAACUUCCUCAUGCGAUUUGAAUACGCUGUACAGCAGCUUGAUGAGAGGUACAGCGUGCCUCAUAGGGUCAUCGUGGACUGCAGGUGGGAUGCCAUAACAGCGGUCAUUAAAUCAUUCAAUGUUUUCGGAACAGAGGGUUACCUCCAAAAAGUUUGGGACGGAAGCCUCCCGGCCUGCAAGGUGUACAUCUGCAGUGCACACCUCAUGCACGUCGUCUCGAGACAUCUUGCGGACACCGAGACCAAUCUGAAAACAUUUAUCUUGCAAUGUGUGUCACAGAUGAUAAAUACAUCAUCAAAAGACGACGUAGACACCAUCUUUGGGUUGAUGUGUAAAGUACUGCUGUCUAAAGUUCCUCCUAAAGCAGAGACACUGCAACAGUUAGAGUCCGAAACACCGUUUGAGUACGAUCCAGAGCGAGAUGUGUACAAAGAGUCGGUAUUCCCAGAGGAAAGUGAUGACUGCUCGUGGCUGAAGACAUCUCCAUACUACAGACACUACAAAGCCAUUCAGAUUACCAAUGAGGGCAAGUGGGGUCGGUCUACUGACAAGAAUCCCUACUAUGCGCCAGCGUUUGUACGAUACUUCCUGAAAACAUUCAUGGCAAUCGCUCCACUGUGGACAGGCAUUAUUGAUGCGGCGCCGCCUACGACCAAUGCACCGGUGACGGACUGGUUUCGGACUUUCGAGAGAGAGAUCGAACACGAUGAGAAGAGACUGCGACUGGGGCAGAUCAUCCAAACAAUGGCGGACAGUUUACACGGCAGAAUCAGAGAGUAUCAGCUGGCAUCACUUUCGAAUGCUUUGAGAAGGCCGAAUUACGAUGGAGAGACGGAUCACGCUGGGAGGGAGCAGGGAAACCACCUAAACUCCUUGGAACAGGACUCACCGCCACAAGCCAAAACCAGAACAACCACUGCCCGCCGCAACAAAGCAAAAAGGCUGAAGAAAGAGUGAUGAGGAGGACUGCAAGCUUCCUAAAUACUGCAGGAUUCGUGUAGUCACAGUGCAGAUUCAGUAGUUGCCAGGAACUGAACAUUGGACCAUCUGAUUAAACUAUUUCUUGACAGAUAAAACGUAUAAUGCAGGCCCCGGAAUUUCAUUUUUAGAAAGGUUUUUUUUUUUUGCUUGUUUUUUGUUUUUUUUUGUGCAAAAAAUUGGGACCUGCAGCCGAUUUCACGAAACUUUACGCAACUGCGUAGAUCGACUUGCGCAAGUUGCUUCAUAAAGUUUCGGGAAAUCGGCUACGGGCCUGUAAUGCACA